AGAAACUCCAACUCCAAAGUAGUGGCAGUCUGCGGUCAACGUGCCAGGUUGCGUCCGGAGAUUCCAAAAUUUUGACCGAGCCAUUCCACCCCUCAGCAACGCUACUAUUCGAUUCAGACUAUUUGACGACUCCCUGGAUUACCCCGGAGACGACGUAUACCUCGUACGGAGUUGCUCGAGAAAUCUAUGAGCGAAGUUCCAGGGCGCCCAUCCUCAUCCUUUUCGAGAUAUCACGCUUCCGGAACCAGCCCUUAAGAGACGCUCAUUUACACCGGGGACGGAGGGAUAGUUGCUGAGUGGCUUGUCAUAGCAACACAUACUCAAGAUGGCGAUGCAACUAGACCUGUCUCAGGCACAGGUUCUGAAGGACGAAACAGGCAGACCAUUCAUUGUGGUGAGGGACCAGGGGAAGAAGAAACGAACGCACGGCACCGAGGCGGUCAAACAACAUAUUGUGGCAGCAAGAACUGUGGCGAACAUUGUCCGAACUUCGCUGGGGCCUCGAGGGCUGGACAAAAUUCUCAUAUCGCCGGAUGGCGACAUUCAAAUAUCCAACGAUGGCCGCACCAUCAUGUCGGAGAUGGAGUUGUCCAACCCGAUCGCGAAGCUGAUGGUCGAGUUGUCAAAGUCACAAGAUGAAGAGAUUGGCGAUGGAACGACCGGUGUGGUGGUGUUGGCAGCAGCAUUAUUGGACCAGGCGGCGGAUCUCAUCGACAAAGGCAUCCAUCCCAUCCGGAUUGCCGAUGGCUAUGACCAGGCAUGUGAAGUUGCGGUGGCGCAGCUAGACAAGAUCAGUGACGAGAUCCCAUUCAGCCGGGAGAACCAGGAGAACUUGAUCAAGGUUGCAAAGACCAGUCUGGGGAGCAAAAUCGUCAGCAAAGCGCACGACCAGUUUGCUAAGAUUGCCGUGGACGCCGUCAUGUCUGUCGCCGACCUGGAGCGAAAAGAUGUCGAUUUCGAACUGAUCAAGGUGGAUGGCAAGGCCGGUGGCUCGAUAGAGGAUUCUCUUCUCGUCAAAGGUGUCAUUGUUGACAAGGACUUUUCCCAUCCGCAGAUGCCGAGCGAAGUUAGAGAUGCCAAGAUUGCCAUCCUGACGUGCGCCUUUGAACCGCCCAAACCAAAGACCAAGCACAAGCUUGACAUUACGACAAUAGAGGAGUUCAAAAAGCUGCAGGACUACGAGAAGAACAAGUUUGUCGAAAUGAUUGAGCGGAUCAAGGCCACCGGCGCAAACUUGGUCAUUUGUCAGUGGGGUUUCGACGACGAGGCGAACCAUUUACUCCUGCAAAACAAGCUGCCGGCAGUGCGAUGGGUGGGCGGCCCCGAGAUCGAGCUGAUUGCCAUCGCCACAAACGGGAGGAUCGUGCCCCGGUUCGAGGAUCUCAGCGCGGAGAAACUUGGCCAUGCGGGUGUUGUUAGAGAAAUGACCUUUGGCACUACACGAGAGAAGAUGCUGGUUAUCGAAGAAUGCGCCAACACUCGGGCGGUCACGGUGUUUGUGCGCGGCAGCAACAAGAUGAUCAUUGACGAAGCGAAACGGUCUCUAAACGAUGCCCUCUGCGUCGUGCGCAAUUUGGUCCGAGACAACAGAGUUGUGUAUGGCGGCGGCGCCGCAGAAAUUGCCUGCUCAUUGGCCGUCGAGGACGCUGCUUCGAAAUCGCCCGGCUUGGAACAGUACGCCAUGAGAGCCUUUGCCGACGCCCUCGACGCGAUCCCUAUGGCCCUUGCCGAGAAUUCGGGCCUCAGCCCUAUCGAGACUCUUGCCUACGUCAAGUCCCGACAAGUGAAAGAGCAGAAUACCCGGUUAGGUGUCGAUUGUAUGGGCACCGGUUCAAACGACAUGCGUGACCAUUUCGUCAUCGACCCCCUGAUUGGAAAACGCCAGCAAUUACUUCUCGCCACGCAGUUAUGUCGGAUGGUGUUGAAAAUCAACAACGUGAUUGUUUCCGGUAGCGACGAGAACGAAUUCUGAUCACGCAACUACCUUUGACCCAGCCAUUUCUAUCAAGUCUACAAGAUAAUCAUCCUAAGAUCCUAUGACGUUCUGCCAAAGAAGAGCGGAAUUGCUUGCCAGUGGCCAUGGGCAGCAAAAGGGAGUCCUGACCUGACAUGAACUUGGUUUCUUGUCAAUUCUGUAUAAAAAGCCCGCAACCGUGAUGCCCCACGACAAGAGUGUGAAAUAGAAAUGGAUAAAAUUGAAAAGGCAUUGAAAGGUUUUGGUUCUCCGUCCUGCGGAAUCCGGGAGCAGAAUCCGAUCGGCGUCGACACCGUUGGUUGCAGUGGUGGCUACGCAGAAACCCAAGAAAUUUCCUUCCCAUCCAUUUUAGGCCACUGAUUGAGUCAGUCAGUGUAUUGCUGUGACCUGCUCGUCGGAAAAGGUAUAUGUGGCUAUGGGUUCCAAUUCACGAGAACCAUUCUGGUAGAUAGCGCACCCGGGGUCUGGGCUGUCUCUUUAGACAAGAUAGAGCACCAUUUUGUACUGCAGUGUGGCUGCUGGUGAAAAAAUGAAUUAAAUAUGUUUGACCUGAAGUGCUUUUUGUUCUGGACCUGCCCGUAGCUGUUAUCACUUCUUAUAUACACUUUCCCCAACUUUCAC
Molecule: messenger RNA, 2596 nt
Organism: Exophiala dermatitidis NIH/UT8656
Lineage: Eukaryota; Fungi; Ascomycota; Eurotiomycetes; Chaetothyriales; Herpotrichiellaceae
Product: T-complex protein 1 subunit epsilon
Exons: 3
Coding region: 326-1972 (548 amino acids)
Biological process (GO): protein folding
Cellular component (GO): chaperonin-containing T-complex
Molecular function (GO): ATP hydrolysis activity; ATP binding; ATP-dependent protein folding chaperone
Source: RefSeq, a predicted model, not a curated record